Bombyx mandarina (wild silkworm) is the source of this 917-nucleotide messenger RNA. RefSeq names its product ribosomal protein L6 (gene RpL6). NCBI's taxonomy places the organism in Eukaryota, Metazoa, Arthropoda, Insecta, Lepidoptera, Bombycidae. Gene Ontology annotation, biological process: ribosomal large subunit assembly; cytoplasmic translation. Gene Ontology annotation, molecular function: RNA binding; structural constituent of ribosome. Gene Ontology annotation, cellular component: cytosolic large ribosomal subunit; ribosome. The record is from RefSeq and is a predicted model, not a curated record.
UUUUUAAUGAAAAUAAAUCCUUUUUAAUUGAUUCCAAAUCAACUGUUUUCUUCGUUUUCGUGCUGUAAUAUCAUAGUGGAUCCUUCAAACAAGUGAUGGCUCCAACACAGCCUAAAGCGGUGGCCAAGCCUGCUGCCGCAACUGCAGGUGCGGUGACUAAAAAAAAAUCUACGAAAAAACCCAGGAACUAUGAUCUGGGCAACGGAGUGAUGCGUUUCUCCAAAUCCAAGAUGUUCCACAAGAAGGCUAAAUACAAGUUCAUUGGCAAAAAGAACCCUAAGCCUGAGAAGCCCAAGAAGCUGACUGUUGUUGUAAAGCAGAUUGGAGGUGAGAAGAAUGGGGGAACCAGAACAGUACCCCUCAAACGUAGGAAGUCCUUCUACCCCACUCAGGAGAAAAUCCGUGCCUCAUCUGGUGGCCGUCCAUUCAGCAAGCAUGUACGCAGGAUCCGACCCAACCUGAAGAUAGGAACUGUUUGCAUUCUCCUUGCUGGUAGACAUGCAGGCAAGAGGGUUGUACUUGUUGGAAUUCUGCCCAGCGGUCUGCUUUUAGUUACUGGACCUUUUGCAUUCAAUUCGUGCCCGCUACGCCGCAUUCCUCAGCGCUAUGUGAUCGGCACCUCCACCAGAAUUUCACUCGGCAACUUCAAACUGCCAAAACACUUCAAUGAUGAUUACUUCAAGAAGAAUAAGAAGUGCGUCAAACGUACAGUCAAACGCAAAGAGGGUGAUGACAUCUUUGCCACAAAAAAAGAGAAAUACGUUCCAUCUGAGCAGCGCAAAACCGAUCAGAAGACAGUCGACGAGGCUGUGAUCAAAGCCAUCGGAGCCCGACCCGACAAGAAGGUGCUCCGCGGAUACCUCAAGGCGGCCUUCGGACUCCGCUCCAGCCAAUAUCCCCAUCGGCUGCGCUUCUAA